AUGGCAUCUCCAGGUACGGAUAAAGACAUUGAGAACACCAAAGACCCUGCUGGCCUGAUUGCAACUGCUUCCAUCGACGAUAUACAGGCUGAGGCUCGCAUUGCUACCGACGAAGAGCAUGGCCGCGGAUUCUGGCAAGCUGCAAAGCUUUAUCCAUCGGCCGUCUUCUGGUCGUUGUUCUUCUCGCUAGGGGUGAUUAUGUGCGCUUUCGACCCUCAGCUGUUGGGUCAGCUCUAUGCGACUCCCAAAUUUCAGCGGGAUUUUGGGUACCUUUAUGACGGCAACUGGAUCAUAUCGGCGCCGUGGCAGACAGGCUUGUCAAUGGGAUCACCCAUUGGCCAGGUAGUGGGCGCCUUUUGUGCCGGCUAUCCAAUGGAGUGGUUCGGCCGGAAGAAGACCUUUGGAGCCUGUGUCGUCCUGACUACUGGCUUCAUCUUUAUUCAAUUCUUUGCAAGAUCACUUCCGGUCUUGAUUGCGGGAGAACUUCUCGGCGGAUUAGUGCUAGGCUCGUACGCGGUCAUUGCGCCAGCCUAUGCAUCAGAAGUGUGUCCACUUGCUCUUCGAGGCGUACUCACGUCUUGCACGAACAUAUGCUUUGUCACGGGCCAACUCAUUGCCAAUGGAGUCAUUGCUGGUACUCAGAAGCUUGACACGCACUGGGCAUACAGUGCACCCUUUGCGGUGCAAUGGGUGUGGCCGUUGGUGAUACUGAUUGGACUACCAUUCGCCCCGGAGAGCCCAUGGUGGCUGCAGCGACAGGGCCGAUUCGAAGAUGCUGAACGGGCGCUUAGGCGACUUGCUUCUCCUACGGUCGAUGUGAAGCCUACGUUGGCCAUUAUAAUCGAAACCGACAGACUAGAAAGGGAGAUCGAAACCGGCUCGACGUACCUCGAUUGUUUCAAGAAGAUCAACAGACGGAGAACUGAAAUCGCGGUCGGAGUCUACACAAUCCAGGUUCUUUCCGGCAUUUACCUGGUGGGAUAUGCCACCUAUUUUUUCACGCUCGCUGGACUCCCCACCGAUCAAGCCUUCAACAUGGGCGUUGGCUUCCUGGCCGUAGGCUUUGUGGGGACUUGCUGUUCUUGGAUCCUACUGAUUCACUUCGGCCGGCGCAAAAUCUACAAUUAUGGCCUCGCAUUGCUGGCUCUCCUUCAGUUCAUCAUUGGCAUCCUCGACUGUGCGCCCAACUAUGACAACAGGCCGUCGAUUGCCUGGGCCGAAUCUGUUCUUAUGGUCAUCUGGAAUUUCAUUUACGAUAUUUCGAUUGGUCCUGUAUGCUUUGUGCUUCUGUGUGAAGUUUCGGCCACGAGAGUACGCAGCAAGACCAUUGCGUUGGCGACUGCGGCACAAGCCAUGGCUGGAAUUGUGAUGACCGUCGCCAUUCCAUACAUGAUUAAUGCGGACCAGGCCAAUAUGCGAGGCAAACUCGGGUUCUUCUUUGGUGGACUUGCUGUUCUCUGCUUGACAUGGGCUUAUUUCCGAGUUCCUGAACUGAAAGGAAGGACCUAUCAAGAAGUGGAUAUCAUGUUUGAGCGUGGCGUCAAGACGCGAGAUUUCAAGAAUUACGUUGUUACGAGAUGA
Exophiala xenobiotica is the source of this 1581-nucleotide messenger RNA. RefSeq lists its product as uncharacterized. Lineage: Eukaryota; Fungi; Ascomycota; Eurotiomycetes; Chaetothyriales; Herpotrichiellaceae. The transcript has 8 exons. The coding region runs from base 1 to 1581 and encodes 526 amino acids. Gene Ontology annotation, molecular function: carbohydrate:proton symporter activity. Gene Ontology annotation, cellular component: membrane. The record is from RefSeq and is a predicted model, not a curated record. Gene Ontology annotation, biological process: carbohydrate transport; transmembrane transport.